UUCCAACAAGAACCGCUACCGUUUUUCGCUGAUUUUGAAAGGAAACCCGCUCUGAGCAAUUUUGCACUCAGCAUCAAGUUACACUGAAGUCAACCUUCACCCAUCUAUGUAAAAUGUUUUACAUUGUAGAAUUUUAUAAAACCCACGAGGUUGAGGUGGUGCCAGCAGCAUGGGUGGCUGAUGACAUUUGUCAGUGGCCCUCUUAUUACAAGCGUGACAAACUUGUAAAGGCUAUAAAAAAUGAAGAGCAGCCGGGAAUGAUGUGGGAAGAAUUUAAAGUUAGAAUUUUAUAUAAAGCAGCAAAAUACACAACUGCCCGCCUCAAACUUCCACAGGCAGAAACCAACACUGACCUGCAGACGGCAGAAGAAGGUGAUGUCAUACCGCAGAGAAAGCGAAAAAGACAACCAAACAUUCGCAUUCCAAGUGAUAGUGACAGCGACACACCUAUACAAAAGUCAUCACUGCCACCAGCCCCAAAAAUUCAACAGCCAGGUUUCCAAACAUCAGAGAGAAGGGCCCCUAGCCCCCAACGACCUGCAUCACUGGCAAGCCCACGGCCCACUGCCAGCCCACAUCAACCAGGGACCAGUCGGGGCAAUGAACUUUCAACUGCAGCUAUUCUGCGUAGGCUCGUCACAAACCAGGAGCUUAUCAUGGAACAGCUCAAAAUUAUAACCCUGACCCUGAGCAAGGUCCAAGGACAGCCUGGUGGUGGUGAGGAGGUCCUUGAAAAGGAUAUCUUUCCACUGAAGGACAUUAGCACUUUACUGGCUGUGGAGAAGCGAGUCAGAGAGGAGGCAGACUUUAAACAGAAAAUGAUUACUGCUUUGAGUGUCAUCGGUGGGGUCAACAUUAAGGACACCGUGUGGCGCAUCAUGAAGAAUAUAUUCACAAACUCCCUGGCCAAACAACUGAACUGGCGUGGCGUGAAUGGGAAAACAGCAUUCCACAGCCUCCAAUUAAAAGAUGUGAUUGCUGGAACCGUACGAAGAAACCACUUAACGGCCACUGCAACAGAGCAGGAGGUGGAGACCUUUAUAAAAAGGUGGCUUCAUCUCGCUGGAGACAGAGAUGGUGGAAGGAGAGAGAGAGAGGAAAAAAGGCGUUGCACACAGCUCGCACCCAGGGAGGCCAAGCUCAGGAGGAGGAUGAUAGUUUUUCCCAGAAGCAUCCAGAACCACAUCUGACCAUUCAGACCUACAGAAGAAACAAAGGCAGAGAAAUCCUGAGUAAGAAAUGCAUUGGAUUUA
This is a messenger RNA of Archocentrus centrarchus (flier cichlid), 1253 nucleotides long. RefSeq lists its product as uncharacterized. The record is from RefSeq and is a predicted model, not a curated record. NCBI's taxonomy places the organism in Eukaryota, Metazoa, Chordata, Actinopteri, Cichliformes, Cichlidae. Bases 114 to 1190 code for a protein of 358 amino acids. The transcript has 9 exons.